Messenger RNA from Guillardia theta CCMP2712, 1023 nucleotides. RefSeq lists its product as hypothetical. Gene Ontology annotation, molecular function: oxidoreductase activity; zinc ion binding. The transcript has 3 exons. Bases 1 to 1023 code for a protein of 340 amino acids. NCBI's taxonomy places the organism in Eukaryota, Cryptophyceae, Pyrenomonadales, Geminigeraceae. The record is from RefSeq and is a predicted model, not a curated record.
AUGCAUUCAGUUGUGUACGACAAGCGAAGCGACAGCGGCUUUGCAUUCAAGAAAGACGUCGCGACCCCAAAGCCAGGAUCCAAGCUGAUCAUUCUGAGGGUGCUGGCAGCCUCUAUCAACCCGAUCGACUACAAGCUUCCCGCGAUCCCGGGCUCAGGGGUGGAGGGCAAGGGGGUAGGGAUUGACGUGAGUGGAGAGGUGGUACACGCACCUCAGGGGUCAGGGUUCCAGGUGGGCGACCAAGUCUUCGGCUACUCGCAGAGUGGAAGUCUGUCGGAGUUCUGCGAAUGUGUUCCUAGCAAGGUCGCCAAGAAGCCCCAGCAGCUCUCUCACAUCGAGGCCGCCAUGCUCGGAACCGCAGCUGGCACUUCCCUGCAGUGCCUUAGAGACUGCGGGAAAGUGACAGCAGGAGAUCGAGUCCUCAUCAUCGGCGGGAGCGGCGGUUGCGGCACUGCGGGCAUUCAGAUCGCCAAGGCGAUGGGCUGCCAUGUGUCCACCAUCUGCUCCACUAAGAACGCCGACCUCGUGAAGUCGCUCGGUGCAGACUUUGUGCACAACUACGACACUUCCCAAGGCCCUGUCCCCAAACUGCAGAGCGAGGACGAGAAGUUCGACUGCAUCUACGACACUGUCUCUAGCCCCGAACCCCACGACACCGACUAUGAGCCCCUCGCUCGCCCUCUCCUCCGCGAGAAGCCCAAGAGGCCCAUGUACGUCGGCAUCAAUGGCGCCAUCGUUGACUGGAUUCGUGCCUUGGCUAGCAAGGUGCUGCCGUUCAACAUCGAGCGCACGGCUUACAAGCUACACAUGCUCAACCACUCGGCGGAAGACCUCGCGGUCCUAGCGGACAUGUGCGUGCAAGGAAAGCUCCGAUCGGUGAGGGGGAGGCUUUUGAAAUUAGGAUCUGAAGAAUCGGUCAAGAGUGCGUUCGAUACUCUCAAGAGCAGGAGAACGACGGGAAAGCUUGUCUUCGGAGCCUCCGAUGAAGUUUGGGAGGACUAUCUCAAGACGUGCAAGAAAUAG